Messenger RNA from Porites evermanni, 8341 nucleotides. Lineage: Eukaryota; Metazoa; Cnidaria; Anthozoa; Scleractinia; Poritidae. The record is from the annotation of a GenBank genome assembly.
UGUUUUGAACACGGUAAAGUUCACCUGUCUGUUGCGAUGACCGCAUCUACACUCUCCCCGUGGUCACUUCACGUGCUAUUACUCUACCUUUGCUGCAGAUGUUCAGUAGCCUCUGCGAUCGUCAAUACGACUUAUGGACCCGUCAACGGGUCAGUGAUAUCACUAUCGACGAACAAGACAGUUAUAACCUAUCUCGGCAUACCGUUUGCCAAAGCGGAACGUUUUGAAUAUCCGGUUCCUCCGGACAAGUGGACUUCAACACUGCAAGCAAACAAGACUGAUAAGAUUUGCCCACAACCUGAUCUGCCCGGUCAGCCGAGUAGACUCUCACUUAUGAGCGAGGAUUGUCUUCUGCUAAAUGUGUAUGUCCCAGGCAAUGCCACAAACAACUCUCAGCUUGCAGUUAUGUUGUGGAUUCAUGGCGGUGCGUAUAUCAUAGGGGAUACUCUGUUUUACGAUGGUAGCCUCCUGGCAACCGAGGGUAACGUGAUUGUUGUCACGGCUGCUUAUCGUUUGGGCGUCUUUGGGUUCUUGAGCUCCUAUAGCGAUAAUUUGAAAGGGAACUACGGCAUGCUGGAUCAGAUAGCGGCCUUGAAAUGGGUGAACAAAAACAUUGAAAGGUAGGUUCAGUCGACUGCUUUUAUUGUCGCCUGCUAUGAAUGUUCUUUAAAAGAAGGACUGACCAACCUUGAGGUAAGAUCAACUCAUUAAUCACCUUUUACCUCACUCCUCCUCGAUUAUCUUACUCAUGGAAGCGUGACGCGUUACGACUCUGACAACUUUCAAAGUUCAAAGAUGAGCGCAACAGAGAAAGUAACGAACAACAAAGUGAGCGUAAGAAUGAUUGAAGAAACAAAACGUAGAUUGCAUGACAGAAGAACUGAAUAUUUUUAUAGCAAUCACGAGUAGCUGAGUCAACUGGUCAUAUACCAGUAAUGUUAGCAGCGAAAUAAUAAUAAUAAUAAUAAUAAUAAUAAUAAUAAUAUAAUAAUAAUAAUAAUAAUAAUAAUAAUAAUAAUAAUAAUAAUAAUAAUAACAAUAAUAGCAGCGAAAAGCGUUAAAUUUUAAUAUAUGCAAAUUUCUCACUUCUGUCAUUGUUGUUGUUCCUCAAAUUUUGAUUAGUUACUUAUCUUAAAUUUAAAUUUAGUCGCUCUUUUAUCCUCAUCGGUCACUUCUUAAAAUGUAUGUUCACACUAAAGAAACGUUAGUUUGUUUGUUUUACAACAACGCGUCUCAUCGCAAUGUUUAUCACCGCAGUUUGCGUGUUAAAUCCUUUGUUAAGUCUAAUACCAAGGCCAGAGAAAAGAGUAUUUACCUUUGUUUGUACUGGGUAACAAACUGCAGAACACAUUAACCCUUUAAGUCCCAAUAUCCACAUACAAAUUCUCCAAACUGAUCUCCAUACUUUUCCUUGAAGAAUUAGUUGAGAGAAUUCGGUAAAAGAUCAAAUAUUUUUCUCUUUGUGAUCAUUUUGUUAAUUCUCAUAGACUUUGCUCAUGAUAGUCUUUGGAUAUCGUUAGGAGAAAAUUGAUUUUGAGCACUAUUGGGACUUAAAGGGUUAACACCCUUCCCAGAUCGCCUGUGAAAGAAGCCGAAGGCUUCGCCCUCAAGAGAUCUGGGAACGGGAUUAUUCUUCGCUGUCAUCACUGUAUUUAUUUCGGUAUUUAUUUUGGCUCAAGAUUUGGCGGAGAUUCUAGGAAAGUCACUAUAUUUGGUGAGUCGGUUGGCGGAAUGAAUGUUGCGCUGUUGCUUCUGUCCCCGUUGGCCAGCGGUUUGUACCAGAACGUUAUCAUACAGAGUGGAACGGCAGUUACUUUGUCAGCACUGUUUGAAAAAGAUGAAGCUGAAUUGCGAGCAAGGUAAAGCAUUUAUCAGAAUUCAGCAUUUUGGCUGUCCUCUCUUCAGGUAACAUUUAAUGUUCUCUUUUUCUCUGUUGUUGCAUUUCUGUUACGUGUGGCAGUUUUUCUUUUUCUUUUUUGCUUUAUUUAUUUUUUUGUUGAUCGUUUUCCUAGGAGCUUCGCUGAAAAUGUGGGAUGCGAAAUGGCUUCACUGAAAGCCUGUGCGAAAAAGAAAUCAUUCCAAGACCUUUCAUCCGCUCAAUUAAAAGUGUUUGAUUAUCUCAACUUUUUCCGCUUUGCACCGGUUGUGGAUGGUUAUUUUAUGCCAGGUAUGUGUUAUGCUAUAAUCAAACAAUGUCUCUCGCAGGGACAACCAGUAUGGGAAUUGUAUACUAUUUCAUCUCUGGGUCUCUAUUUUUGGUUUUGGUUUACAACGAAUGGUGGGCUCCUCAGGAUGAUCUUUUUUAGUUUAUUUAUUAUUUCUUUUAGCUCCAUUUUUUUUUUACAAUCUAGUAAUUAUUUACUUAACAUUCAUCUAGUACUUACAACAAUAAUAAAUAAUUACUAGCUUUGACUUCCUUGGUCUUGACGUCGAGGCUGAAUAACCUAGUUGUGGCAGUGCUAGAAACUUGCUUGUUACUUAACUUUUAUUAACUUAUUGCCCUCCUUUUGUAAUCAUUUUGAAUUUUGUUGUGUGGCAAAUUAUUAAAGGGACACCGUCAGCUGGCGCACAUGCGCAUUAGAUAUCAUUUUAUAGCUAAUUUGCAUAUAUUAAACGGAGACGCGAUAAAUAUUGUUUUUAACCAGGUAUGAUAAAAAUAAUAUCAUAGUAUGAUAAUAUCAUAAUAUCAGUAAACGAUUGAAAAUCAAGCAAAAUACUGCAAAAUUGGAGCGGAUUUCUAUACAUGAACUUUGAUUCCAGGUUGGAGUGAAUGAUUCGCGCUAACGUAGCGAAGCGUUACUUAAAUUUGAAAGCUACAAUCGAUGCACAGAUAGCCGCUUUAUUUGUGCACUGGUUGCCAACGGGUAACAUCAUCGGCAACAAUCAAACUGCAAAGCAAAUGAGAGAUUUGCGUUUCUAAUAUGAAAUUACACUUGUAAGGCUGAAAUAUUCGCAGCGAAAUGCUACUUACAAUUCUGUUGGGUAAUCCAUACAUCUUUACACGGCUCUUUACAUGAUCUUUAGCGGAUGUGUUCGGGUUGAUUGCAAGGCAAGUAUUUAGGUACGUUACGCCUAUAAAAUAUAAAAAGGCUAAUUCGUCGCCAGAUCCUUUGCGACUACAUUUUGGCGCCAAAACGGAACAGCUACACAAAAAGUUAUUUACUUGAAGCAUAAAUUGGAAGUUUUACUGCACAAGCGCAAAUCGGUGAACUUUUUUUGAAAGUGAGAAGGUUAGCGCAGUUCCAAAGCUGACUGUGUCCCUCAAAAUAAAGAACGAAACAAACCAAUAAAUAAAUAAGUAAAUUAUCACAACUCUUUCAAACAAUGUGUGAUUUCUUGCUCUCCAUAUAUCUAAAUUUGUUUGCAACUUGCGUAUUUAUUUAAAAUGAAAGCUUAAUUAAUUUUUUGUCCUGUCAUUAUACGAAACAUGAACCCCUAAUACACUUACCGGACUGCGCAUUCAUUUUAGAUUUAAGGAUUGCUUUUAUUUUUCCCCAUUUUCCUAAUCAAGACCAUCCUCGGGAUUUUUAUCAGCAAGACUGAUCCAAGAUCAGUCGGAUUUUGGUGCAUCAAAGGAAGCGAAGAAUCCACCCUGAGCAAGGAUUCGCCGCUUCCUUUAAGUACAAUGAUCGAAGUGAUUUUGGAUCAUUGAUUGUGAUCAAGAUGGUCUCGAACGAAUGCACCCUACGCGGUAGUUCUAUAACUUGAUUUCCCGCAAUAAAAUGGCGUUUCUUUUAACGGUAUACUAACACUUUCUACUAUAGUUACUUUUAUUUUAUUUUGUGUAAAAUGGACGAUAUUCUUUUUGAAGAAAAUCAUUGCACCAAGCCAUCAGUAAUUGAGUUGGGUUCUUUAUUCACUCAGUGUACAAACUGUUUCGCUCUCUAUGCAUUGGCUUUAGAGUGGACAUUCAAGACCACGGAAAAACUAACGGGAAAAAAAACAACUUAAGUUUAUGUCAGUGCAUGUGUUAAAAUAUACGAAUAUGAUCUUAUCACUCUGUGCAUCUUACUAUUACCUGAUUGUUCCAGACUCCCCCAUCAAACUCCUUAAGGCCGGCAAGUUCAACAAGAGCAAUGUCAUGAUUGGAUUCACAAGAGAUGAUGGAACAGUCUUUGCCAAUGGUUUUCCAGGUUGAACUGACUGAAUUGAUUUGAUUUAAACAACCGGCGAUGGGCAGAUUGAGUUGCUAAUAAGGUUCAUUUUGCCAUAGUUGAUAGAAGGGAAUCGUUAUGAAACUCGACAAAGUUCUUUGUUGUAUGUUUUUGCUCUCAUUUUUGGCCUUGACCCUGCACAAAACACAAUAGUUGCCUUCCACUGACCGAGGAACUAACCAAUAGAAACGUUUUGGUUACGUAACUCAUGCAUAGUGUAUGAAGGCAAAACAAAAGAUUGUGCACGGUGUGGACCUUCCAACAUAAAUCUUGGCAUCUUUGUUUGCUCCUUUAAUGUUUUUCGGGCGUCAUAGCCAUUCCCCUCUAUUAACUAUGAUUCUGCUAUAGUGAUAGGCACCCAAAUUAACUUUAAAUCUAAUAAUCAGCACUGUUGAAAUGCGAGAUCACUGAAUGUUAAAUCAAAAUGAUAGAUGUAUCGUUUUCAUUCUCCGCCCUUGCCUCAUUAUAUAUCUUGUGACGGUGGUAGUAAUAGAUCUAGUAAUGAUAACCGUUACAAUAAAACAUAGCAGUAAUGUAACACUAACCCUAACGGUAGUAGUAACAGUUCUGACGGUCUGUCUCAUUGACUGACUGGGUGGCUGACUGACUUACUGACUGACUGACUGACUGAAGGACGAACGGACUGAAUAAAUGACUGACUAGCUUACUGAAGGACGGACGGACGGACUAAAUAAAUGAUUGACUGACUGAUUGGCUGCCUGACUAAGUGGCUGCCUGAAUGACUGACUGAAGAACGAACGGACUGAAUAGAUGACUGACUGACUGAAGAACGGACGGACGAACUAAAUAAAUGACUGACUGACUGAUUGGCUGCCUGACCGACCGACUGACUGACUGACUGACUGAUUGACUGACUGACUGAGUGACUGACUAACUGACUGACUGACUAACUGACUGACUGAGCGGCCGAUCGACCUUCCGAUCGACUAAUAGUGCGCGAGUGAAUGAGUCGCUAUUAGCUACUAUUAUUCGAGAAUGCUGAUUCAUGCACUAAUUUCUACUAUCCUAUUUGUCUUCAGGUGUCAUGCCAGCUCUUGACCUAUCUAAAGGAAUGUCAAGGAAUUUGUUCGUAGACGUGAUCAAAAAUCGAAUGUGGACGCGAAAUCAAAACUCUCAAAUCCUCGACUUGCUGAUUUAUGAAUACACAGAUUGGUCAAAUGCCACCGAUCCUUAUCUCCUACGCCAGCAGUUUAUUGACAUGAACACAGACGCAAACUUCAAAGCACCCGCUAUCCAGUCGGCCAAUGAAUUUGUAAAGAAAGAAUCUUCAACAUACUUGUAUCAACUUGAAAUAGCACCUAAAAGAUUUUCACGUAGUCUACUGCCAAUACCCUCCUGGUGGGGGAUAUUUCAUGGAGCUGACAUUGCUUACACGUUUGGUUUUCCUCUGUUAAUGCCCAAGAACUUUACAACUACGGCAGAAAUAAGCUUCAGCAAGGAAAUGAUGACGAUAUGGGCUAACUUUGCCAAAACAGGGUCAGUAUAUAUUUAACAAGAGAAGCUAUGAAUUACUCUCAAUCGUAAUUUCUCGUUUUCUAGUGGUUAGGCUGGUGAAAACACUCCUCACCUGCUAGAUUUGUUCCGAAAUAUAUCGUUACUGGUUACUUGACUCUACAGAUGUCUCUACAAAGUUUCGCAAAUUUGAUCCUAUGCGAGAAAAUUUAACUGCAUCUGAGGAAACAGCGGUCAGAAAAACUACACCUAUUCCAAUAGAACUACGUUGCUUGCAUGAAACUUUUUUUUAGAUCGAAUCUUCGAGGCCUCCGCAGAAUUAAGAAUGAGAGACAACCUACUCUAGUAAAAUACUACACGUUUUGGCAUUAUUUAGCACUUAAAGAUUGGCUCCAAGGGAAACAGUGAGACCCUUGAGGUCGAGGGGAACAAAACUCACUACUUGAUGUAGGCACUACUUACCAUAUUUGGUAACUACCCGGACCAUUACGUGAGAACCUAUUUUGCUUGCGGUUAGCUUUCAUUGGUAUGUUAGGGUACUGUAUAGGCUCUGGCUCACAAAUUAAUAUUCUAACAGGGUGUUUCGUUAACAGAACCGGAAAUAAACUCGUGAUUACAAACAUUGAUUUAGUUAAAGAUUAAGGACAUUGAUUAACAUUUUGAGAUUACUAGAUUUUAUGCUGUUUUUACUCAUUGUCGGGUUUCAAACAGAAGUAUUUUGCUAACCGGUAUUGCUCACGAGUACCAGAGAUUCAAGCGAACAAGUUUAAGGCUAACCCGUUUUAAGCUACGACCCGCCACAGAAGUGAGUAAAGCAUGAUUGUGAAAUUAGACUUUCUAAUUGAGGUAUUUUUCAGUGAAAUCAUUUUUCUAGAGAUUAUGAGCGAGUUGCUUAACGACGAAUUGUAUUGCUCUGUUUCAGAUCGAAUAAUAUAAUUGCUUCAGUUGCUUAUGCUACAGAUGUUAGAUUCAAUGAACAUCAAACGAUUGAUUAUACGAUAUGUGGUGGUCGUUGGAAUACGCAGUGUAUGACUACGUAAAACACAGGGAUCCGUGGCUUUCGGGACAAAGGCCUAUAUUUUUGGCGUUGUUUUCUUUGUAUCCAAGUGUCUUUUGGCAACUGAGGAACAAAAGAACCUUUGAAAUGUGCAAUUUUGGCCCGAAAGCCUCGGAGCCAUGUUAGAAUACGUGGCCUAUUUGCCGCGGUUUCAACGAGCACAACCUGAUCACGUGCGAGUCAAAAGUUCAUGUUGUUGUAUUCUCAGGGAGGUAGUGAGGCUUGUUCGCCCUAGGGAGUUAGUGAGUUUUGACCCACGACACGUGACUCGUUUUCCUCCAAUCGGAAAACGUAUUUGAGUUGGCAAGUAUAACAAAGAUAUUAGUUUAUCAUAUUACAAAUCUCAGUAAAAGAAGAAAAAAGAAGCCGCCAGCAGUCGUGAGCACAUGUGCCAAAUGAAAGUAACUUUAGUAAAAAAAAAAGGGAUGCCUGACUAGGGUUGAACAUGGCCAUGAAAAGAACUAAAAUAGUUCUCUGGUUUAAGGUUUAUUUAAAAUGCACUUUCGGCUAUCAGACUUUAGCCUUUGAUGGAAUCAGCAAUUCGAUCUGCUAAACGAAACCUCGGUUAUAGGGCUCCGCUAUUUUCUAGAAAUGAUUUUUGCCACGUUCGAUAAAGAUGAGUGAUUUUAUUGGAAGCUAAGUAAGUAUGUGUCAAAACGAUCAAAACGCUAGCUAUCUGAUUAUCUCUAACCAUUGCCAUUCAGUUCAGAGCUCAGAUCUAAUGUCACAGAUGCAUUUCCAUCAUGGCACCGUACAAUCCUCACUUCUCUGUAUGUGAUUUCAGAAAUCCCAAUAGACCAACGCCUUUAAGAACAAAUUGGCCCCAGUACACCGCUGAGCGAGGAGAAUACAUGGGACUUAGUUCAAAUAUGACAGUAAGGUACAAGAUGCGUCCAAAUAAGAUGGCUUUAUGGAAUGUGUUUCUACCAAGUCUUGGAGAAACAGUAAAACCAACCACAAGGAGCGAUGUACUGACAACAACUGGGAAAGCGGACGACAAGAAAGGUAUAACAAUCGAAUCUAAGUAUACAAAAUACACUGCAUGUAUCUCAUUUGAUUUCAUGUUUUUUUUUCUUCCUAAUUCUACUUCACAAGUAACUAUAAAUUAGAUACAGUCCAUAGAGUCUAAAAUGAAUAAGACUCGCCAAGCACUGACCAAAGAAAGUUCUUGAAAUGUCUGGAAAGUAAAAUUUGAAAAUGAUCGAUGUUUAUUUUUUUUCCUUUCCAGAUGAUAUCACGAUGGUCCUUGGUAUCCUAAUAGGAGUGUUUGUUGCUUUAGCUGUGAUUUUACUUUCCACAAUAUUUAACAGAAACAGAAUUAAAAAGGAUUAGAUUAAGAUUAGGUUUACAUAUAGAACGCUUUUAGUUUGAGUUUAAAAGAGGUUUGCAAGAUAAGUACGCUACACGAUUAGAAAAUCGCGUCACUUUUUCAUCCAAUCGGAAGUAAAACCAAAACUGACUCCUUGGAACAAGUUUUCCCGCGCUUAGCUUUAUUUAUUUAUUUAUUUAUUCAUAGUUAAGAUUUGGUUGAUUUUGUCGUCUGUGCUCUAUUGGUUUGGUUCACAACGCUUAAUUGAAAACCUCUCUAUAAAGAAAUCAAGUAUAGUAGAUAUGUUACUGACAAAUGAUGACUGUAAGCUUUGAGGCUAAAAUAAAG